Molecule: messenger RNA, 306 nt
Organism: Bipolaris victoriae FI3
Lineage: Eukaryota; Fungi; Ascomycota; Dothideomycetes; Pleosporales; Pleosporaceae
Exons: 3
Coding region: 1-306 (101 amino acids)
Source: RefSeq, a predicted model, not a curated record
AUGAUACUUUCCUUAUUUUUCACUUUACUUACUACGGCUGCUACGAUUCCCUUUGCUUCCGCCGCGUGUUGCCAUUACAUUGGAAAGGGACAUUGGCUGUCGCCAAUUCUCCGUCGUCACUACAGCUCUCUGUCUGGGGCCGAGACUCCAAUGGAUUGCGCAAGGCAGAACUGCUUCUCGGACUACUAUCCUUCUGAUGUGAAUUUUAUUGCUCCUAGUAAUGCUGCAGCAUGUGGGCCCCGCGGUGCUGAAUUUCCUGCUUGUGCAAACGUUAAGACUGGUUGUAAAGAGGUGAACGUGAUCUAA